CUUGCAGCCACUUCCAAUGGGACACUGGAUGGCCUGGAAAACCGGGAAGGAGGAGUGUGCCAGACACGCUCCAUGAAGAUUGUCAUGAAAGUGGGGCAGGAUCCAAAUGCUGUGAUCCCAGAGCAGCUGACGACGAGUCGGCCAAGCAAGGAGUCUGAUGACACCGUGAAGGUCAUCACGCAGAGCCCACGCAGCAAGAUCCCAGCAGCGGAGGAGCCUGGCAAGCCAGGCUCUGUGAACCAGGACGGGCAGGAGACCCAAGGUCCCAGUGAUGGUUUCCUGAUCAUCAGCAUCUUCCUCGUGCUCCUUCUGAUCAAGAUCCGCAAGCGGCACCGGAAGCACACGCAGCAGAGAGCCGCAGCCUUGUCCCUCAGCACCUUGGCCAGCCCCAAAUGCAGCGGGAAUGCGGGCUCGGAGCCCAGCGACAUCAUCAUCCCCUUACGGACUACAGAGAACAACUACUGCCCGCACUACGAGAAGGUGAGCGGGGACUAUGGGCACCCCGUCUACAUCGUGCAGGAGAUGCCCCCGCAGAGCCCUGCCAACAUCUACUACAAGGUGUGA
Messenger RNA from Acanthisitta chloris (rifleman), 564 nucleotides. Its product is annotated as ephrin-B1. Gene Ontology annotation, molecular function: ephrin receptor binding. Lineage: Eukaryota; Metazoa; Chordata; Aves; Passeriformes; Acanthisittidae. The annotation marks the transcript as partial. The record is from RefSeq and is a predicted model, not a curated record. Gene Ontology annotation, biological process: ephrin receptor signaling pathway; axon guidance. The transcript is spliced from 4 exons. Gene Ontology annotation, cellular component: plasma membrane.